Molecule: messenger RNA, 1327 nt
Organism: Eurypyga helias (sunbittern)
Lineage: Eukaryota; Metazoa; Chordata; Aves; Eurypygiformes; Eurypygidae
Gene: POFUT3
Product: fucosyltransferase 10 (alpha (1,3) fucosyltransferase)
Exons: 3
Cellular component (GO): Golgi membrane
Molecular function (GO): alpha-(1->3)-fucosyltransferase activity
Source: RefSeq, a predicted model, not a curated record
UCACCAUGAAGAGGAGUAAGAAUGGAGUGGGAAAACCCUGCAGAAAAGGCUGAAGUCUUUACACAGACUGACCUUCCUGAUGCCUAGCUCUAACUGCUCUCUCUGGCAACCCUGACAGAGCAGCAUGAUCAGGAUGAGGAGGAAGAAACUGUGGGCAUCUUGCUUCUGCUUUGCAGCUGCCUUUUUCCUUGUGGUGACACUCCAGGUUAUCACUGAACUGGGCAAUUCAGAGAAUAAGGUGGCAGUAAUCUCCAAUUUACACAGUGGCCCAUUAAAGCCUGUGGAGAGACAUACUUUUCAGUUUAAGAAGCAGGAACUUCACAGCAGCUUCAAGACAGAGUCUGAUGUAAAUCACUAUCCCGUCCUGCUCUGGUGGUCUCCCCUGACUGGAGAGACAGGGAGAUUGGGCCAGUGCGGAGAGAAUGUUUGCUUCUUUACUAUCAACAAGACCUACCAGCACAAUCAGAUGACGAGAGCAUUUCUGUUCUAUGGCACUGACUUCAGCACCGGCAGCCUACCCCUCCCUCGUAAAGCCUAUCAUGAUUGGGCCCUUUUCCAUGAAGAGUCACCAAAAAACAACUACAAACUCUUCCACGAACCGACCAUCACCUUAUUCAACCACACAGCAACCUUUAGCCGCCAUUCUCACCUGCCGCUGACCACUCAGUACCUUGAGGAUGUAGAGGUCCUGAAGUCGCUGAGGUACAUGAUCCCACUGCAGAUGAAGAACAGCCUGAGGAAGAGGCUUGCACCACUUGUCUAUGUACAGUCUGACUGCAACCCUCCGUCUGAUCGGGACAGCUAUGUCCGUGAGCUGAUGUGCUACAUUGAAGUAGACUCUUAUGGGGAGUGUCUGCAUAACAGAGACCUUCCUCAGCAUCUCAGAAGUCCAACUGCCAUGGAUGACGGGAACUUCUAUAAAAUACUGGCACAGUACAAGUUCAUUCUUGCUUUUGAAAAUGCCGUUUUUGAAGAUUACAUCACUGAAAAACUCUGGCGGCCACUGAAGUUGGGUGUGGUACCAGUGUACUUUGGGUCUCCCAGCAUUGCAGACUGGCUUCCAAGUAACAAGAGUGCAAUCCUGGUAUCCAGUUUUUCACACCCUCGGGAGCUGGCCCACUAUAUCAAAACACUGGAUACAAAUGAUCGAGAGUAUGAAUCCUACCUACAGUGGAAGCUGAAAGGGGACAUUUCCAACCCAAGGCUGCUUGCAGUGUUGAAGGAACGCAAGUGGGGAGUGCGAGAUAUCACCCAGGACAAUUACAUUGACACCUUUGAGUGCAUGGUGUGUAACAGGGUAUGGGAAAACAUCAGAAGGAAAGAAAAG